Molecule: messenger RNA, 825 nt
Organism: Acaulospora colombiana
Lineage: Eukaryota; Fungi; Glomeromycota; Glomeromycetes; Diversisporales; Acaulosporaceae
Source: the annotation of a GenBank genome assembly
GAUAAUGAGCAAUUAUACGUCAAGAUUCUUCAAGCACAACAAAGUAUACAACGUUUGCGUCUAGAGCGGGCGCUAAUAUACGAACGACUGGCAUCACUGCCUCCUCCAUCCGUAGCGCCAGUAACAUUAUCAUCCAACGCGAUGCAAAUUACCGAUCAAGAGCCUGCUGCCAGCUCAAGUCAAACCCAAACUCCAGGUCGCCAUAAUACACAACAACACGGAGGAUAUAAUGCAAACCAGCAUUCAUCUUCGUCUUCGACACCUCAUCACCCUCACCCACUCUCCCAAUCAUUUACUCCAUCCUCAUCGCGGGACCCACAACCCAAUGGUCCUUCGGCUUAUUCUCAGCAGCCGCAUCAAUCACCGAGCUCUGGUCACAGGGAAGUGUACCAAUACUCGCCACCUCGUCAAACACAGGAAAGGAUGCUUCCUCCCAUCAAGGAUACUCACCAAGCAUCUCCAUACAAGGAUAGUGGCGGUGGAAACAGCAGUAGCAGUAGCAGCAGAGUCUACCUCCCACCACCACCGUCUACAACGCAAGCAGCAUCUUCGUCGGUCCGAGAGUCUGGGGAAAGGGAUUAUGCCCCACGGAGAUCUUCACCUGGUCCAGGUUCGUAUUCUUCUCCUGCUGCCACAAUACCUUCACAUUCUCACUCCACCACUCUUCCUCUCCUACCAGUCACCGGCGCUACCACCGCACCGUCCACAUCCUCGUCCCGUCGAGCAAGUUUGCACGAAAGUAAUGCUCAUAAUGGAUCCCAGUACCCUCCUGAAGACAAGCGAAUGCAAUUCCCGUCCUAUCCUUUUCCCACUGGUCACAACUAA